Anopheles coustani is the source of this 702-nucleotide messenger RNA. RefSeq names its product signal recognition particle 19 kDa protein (gene Srp19). Gene Ontology annotation, cellular component: signal recognition particle, endoplasmic reticulum targeting. The coding region runs from base 109 to 603 and encodes 164 amino acids. The transcript is spliced from 2 exons. Gene Ontology annotation, molecular function: 7S RNA binding. Gene Ontology annotation, biological process: SRP-dependent cotranslational protein targeting to membrane; SRP-dependent cotranslational protein targeting to membrane, signal sequence recognition. The record is from RefSeq and is a predicted model, not a curated record. Lineage: Eukaryota; Metazoa; Arthropoda; Insecta; Diptera; Culicidae.
UUGUUGUUCAAAACAGAAACGUGAAAACUCGGUCGCGUGUGGUAAAAGCAUUUGCAAACUAUUUUCUAGGCAAUCGUUUUUCGAUUGCUUCAUUUAAACUAAUCAAGAAUGGCAGCGGCUCACGCACAUGGACCACACGCAGGUGGUUCGCGGCCCGGUCCACCGCCGCUGACCCAGUGGUCUCCCGACAAGAAGCACAGUGAUCGCGAAAGGUGGGUUUGCAUCUAUCCUGCGUACAUCAAUCGGAAGAAAACACGGCAGGAGGGUCGCAGGAUCCCGAAAAAUAUGUGUGUUGAUGACCCCGGUGCGCAAGAAAUACGGGAUGUGCUGCAGGCGGUCAAUUUCAACGUUCUGCUGGAAUUCAAGCAGUAUUCCCGAGAGCCAAGCAGAGAGCUACAGCACCGUGGCCGUAUCCGGGUGCAGCUGCGACAUGACAACGGUUCUCCGAUCAAUUCUGAAUAUCCUACGAGGGACAGCUUGCUGGCGUAUUUGGGUAAAACGAUUCCAUUGUUAAAAAGCAGACAAACGAAAGCUCCAGAACAGGCACAGGUUUCGGCUUCGUCGAACGCUGGGCAAAAGAAAGGAAAAGGCAAACGUCGGUAGAGGAUGUGGUCGCAUUUUUCAUGGCACUUUAAUGAAAAUACUUUUCGUCCAAGGAAAGUGAAUGGUGGGCAAUAAACUUGUGUUGUUUUUUCAUGCAAA